AUGGGUUCAACGAUACAAAUGAAUAUACCACUUUCAAAAUGGACACUACUCGUUGUAUUUAUUCUGACCAUCGUUUUAAUGUGUGCAAAAAUUUUUAAAAUCUGGCCAUGGAGAAGAGAUAUUCAACGUCCAGUUUCCGUCAGAGACUUCUCCUUGAAGUGGACAGACGGUGUAGUGUACUAUCGAGAAAUUAUUCCUAAAGGUAAAGCAAAGCUUGAUGUCCUUCUAUUGCAUGGUAUGAGUUUUACAUCGAGGAACUGGUUGGAAUUAAAUACAAUGAAUCUCUUGGCAUCCUAUGGAUAUCAUGUUAUUGCUUUGGACUUACCAGGUUAUGGAAAGUCAUCUUAUAAACUGGAUACAACUCAAACGAGUAGAAGUGAGUUUUUAUGGCAGUUUAUUAAGAAGACCGGAUUUGAUUCGCCUGUGAUUGUUUCCCCUUCAAUGAGUGGUAUUUUCAGUUUGUCUUACAUUGCGGCUUUAAAACCGGUAAAAGGAUUUGUUGCUAUUGCUGUGGUGGGCACAGACAAGAUUCCAGUUAAAGAUUAUGCACAUUUCCCACCAACCUUGAUUGUGCGAGGUUCAAGGGAUAAAGGUCUUGGUGUAACAUCAACAGAUAUACUCAGUAAAAAUGUGCCAGAUAGUUCAGUGGAAGUGAUUAAUGAUGCUGGUCAUGCUUGCUACCUUGACAAACCUGAGGAAUUCCAUGCUAUGUUAUCGAGAUUCUUACAACUCAUUAGUAGCCAGUAA
Paramuricea clavata is the source of this 747-nucleotide messenger RNA. Lineage: Eukaryota; Metazoa; Cnidaria; Anthozoa; Malacalcyonacea; Plexauridae. The record is from the annotation of a GenBank genome assembly.